Molecule: messenger RNA, 4116 nt
Organism: Aplysia californica (California sea hare)
Lineage: Eukaryota; Metazoa; Mollusca; Gastropoda; Aplysiida; Aplysiidae
Product: mitochondrial-processing peptidase subunit alpha
Exons: 12
Coding region: 22-1671 (549 amino acids)
Cellular component (GO): mitochondrion
Molecular function (GO): metal ion binding
Source: RefSeq, a predicted model, not a curated record
UUUCUGACUCCAGGAAAGAAGAUGGAAACGCUUUUAUCCACUCUCUUGACCCAUAAGAGUUAUAUUUUCAGCAAAAUGGCUGCCCGCUUGGUAAACCGUGUUGCCUGCUUGAGAGGUCAAAGACUGAGCAAAGCUUCAAGACGCAGUUUAAGCAGUACAAAUCCUGGGAGUUUAGAACCAAGCAUCACAAAUGUUUCUCUUUCGGAGAAAAUUCCAGGCCUGCCGCUUCCAAAGUAUGCCUCAGUGACAAGUCAUGUGUAUGACACACAUGUGACAACUCUCGACAAUGGACUUCGCAUUGCUUCUGAGAAUAAAUUUGGACAGUUUUGCACUGUUGGUGUUCUUGUUGACUCAGGGUCGAGGUAUGAAUCUGCAUAUCCCAGCGGAAUUACUCAUUUCUUGGAGAAAAUGUCGUUUGGGAAAACCACAAAUUGGGAAGACAGAGACAAGAUCUUACAAGAACUCGAGAAGGUUGGAGGCAUCUGUGAUUGCCAAGGGUCAAGGGACACCUUGGUCUACGCCGCCUCUACCCGGACUGACGGUCUGCAGAGAGUGAUGAACGUCCUCUCCGAUGUGGUGCUCCGACCAGAGUUCCCAGAACACCAGCUGGAAGACGCCCGCCAAGCCAUAAGGUUUGAGAUUGAGGCAAUGAACAUGGACCCAAACCCAGAGCAGCUCCUAAUGGAAAUGGUCCAUGCUGCAGCCUACAAGGGCAACACUUUAGGCCUUCCCCGUAUUUGCCCCGAAGUGAACAUUGACCUGAUCACACAGAAAGCUCUGUACGCCUUCAUGAAAGAGAGGCACCACCCGUCGAAAAUGGUGGUUGCGGGGGUCGGUGUGGAUCACGAGGCAUUUGUGGAGUGUGCUCAGAAGUAUUUUGUGGAGGAGAAGAAGCCGCUGUGGGUGCCCGAGGGCCAGGUGUGGGGGCAGACGGAGCUGGGGAGCACCUGUGUGUCUCAGUACACGGGCGGAUCUCUGCAGGUGGAGAAGGACCUGUCCAACGUGAGCCUGGGCCCCACCCCCAUGCCAGAGCUGGCUCACAUCGUGCUGGGCCUGGAGAGCUGCAGCCACAAAGACCCGGACUUCAUCGCCUACUGCGUGCUCAACAUGAUGCUCGGGGGUGGGGGAUCCUUCUCAGCGGGCGGCCCAGGGAAAGGGAUGUACACCCGCCUCUACCUCAACGUCCUCAACAGGUAUGUUUGGAUUGAGAGCGCCACAGCCUACAACCACGCUUAUGAAGACAGUGGCUUGUUCUGCAUUCAUGCAAGUUCUCAUCCAUCAAAGUUGCGAGAUCUUGUGGAGGUCAUUCUCAGGGAGCUUGUGUUCACUUCCAGCAUGGUGUAUCAGGAUGAGCUGAGCCGCGCCAAACGACAGCUGCAGUCUAUGCUGAUGAUGAACUUGGAGGUUCGUCCAGUCGUGUUUGAAGACAUUGGCAGACAGGUGCUGGCUGGUUCCGGCCGACGUACUCCCCAGUUUUACUAUGACCAGAUAGCUAGCAUAACAGAACGGGACGUCCAAAGAGUGGCCACUCGUAUGUUGAAGAGCAAGUUGUCCCUGGCUGCCUACGGGUCGUUAUCGGAACUGCCGUCGUUCGAGGACAUGGAAGCGGCCCUGGCAAGCCGGGAUGGACGGCUGCCCAGCAAGAAAAGCUUCUCUUUGUUCCGACGAUAGACGUGGUGAAAAACAUGGCAUUUUUUCAGCAUCAACACAUUUCAUUUGGUUUGGCCAGACUUAACUACUAUCGCGUCAUGAUAUUUUGUAUUUGAGGUCCUUCAGGACAUUUGUAUGAUAAGUUAAAGUUUUGAUCUGAAGAGACUCUGCUGUGUGUGUGGUGAAGGAGAUUGUGAGGUGUGAUAGGGAGGAAUGAGUGACUGUUGUGAGUUUCAGUGUGUCUGAUGUGAAGAGAGGAUGAUAUAGGAAGAGUCAAUUGGCUGCCAUCAAAUCAAAAGACUCUCAGGUCAUUCCAGUAAGGCAUAUCAGUGAAGGUAGAAUGUAUAGUGCCUUGAAAGAGUUGCAGUGAGAAAAAGGCCCUGAAGUUUCAUCAAUUGUAAGUUCGCACAGCAUACCUUAAAGUUAAGAUAUUUUAGGGUAGCUGACCACUUGGAAUUUUGGUGUCUUCUAGAAUUUGGAAAUCAAUUUUUGUUUUUUCGGUCACUGUUUGCUGCUUGUCAUGGUCAGUUUUAAAAGUCCGAAACAUUUUUUUUCAAAAGAAUUGCAAUGUUUUAUGUUCCAUUUCAAACUUUAGAAUAAUUUUAGAGACAAAAAAGUGCAAGUUUUAUGUACAUAUUAAGCAGGUGAACUUGCUCAGAGAUUUCUUCAAGAAAAAGGUGGCAGUGAGUAAAGCUAUGAUUUUUGUAAUGUAUGAAAGAGAAGAAUGGUUGUGGAAUUUGUCAGAGAAGACUGUGAAGAGUUGGACCGGUAGCGGUUUUCACAUAAAGGGUAUCAUUAAGCAUCGUUGUCAUGAUUUCAGCAUUAAUGCCCAGAUUUUUCCCCUCACCUUAUGCGACGAUAGUAACCUGGUAUAUACUACGGUCUGUGUUCCUGUGCUAUGAAAUAUUUUUCCUUUUGUAUGUUAUCAUUUUGUCUGUGAGGCUUUCAGAGCGGUCGAUUUUCAUGUUGUUAACAGAUCUGGAACAGAUUUAUGACUUUCACCAUGUUAACAAAAUGGUUACAGUUCACAUCAUGUGUUAUUUCAGGCCAUGUCAACGAAAAGCUGUAAUAUGUAAAGUGUUGACUCCAGGGCAUAAAGGGGGGAUUUGUUCAUGACCUUGGUACAAAUGUUUUCAUUUUGAAGGGAAGUCGUCAGUUUCAACUUGUCGUGUGGUGCUGAAAUGGUUGUGGAUGCUGUCCUUUUUAUUCAAGUGGCAUGCUGAAGAUUUUUUCCCACAAAGAAAGAUGCCUUCCUCUAGCCUCGACGGAUCCAGUUGCACAUCAUAUGCCCUUGCUCUACUCGAUAAAUACAUUUGCCAGGCCAUUUUUUUAAAAAAAUGAAGAUGAAAAAUUCAUUUCACACUGACAUCUCAUUCUUUGUCAUACAGUUUACCAAAUUCCUGUUGUGAGAUAAUAUAUAAAAUCUCAUCCCAACGAUACGUUGAACCUUUUUCACGGAAGUUUUCUCGACCAGGUGCUACAGUGUACACUGUCUACUUCCGAGUUACUCGUAUGUGUGUCCUUUAACAAAAUGAUUUUCCCUCCUUUUGUUUUCAAGUUAAUUUUAGUUUUCCAUUCUUUCAAAAUCGAACAUUUUCUCUAUUUUCUAUUUUGUACAUGCUGUAAGUUUGAUGGCUAGAAAUACAACUUGGAAAAGUGGAGAACAUUUUUAUGGACAUAUGUCCUCAGAGAGGUGUGCACGAACAUUUAAAACUUGUUAUCAAAUUGCCAUUGAAAUUAGGGAGGUUGAAAGAUGUGAUGAUGUCUGUUGUCCUACAGGUGCUCUUGUGAUAGUAUAAUGUGUAUCUGGAACACACAAAAAAACCUUCAAAAGGUGGCCCAUCCUACUUUUAUAGGGGGAUGAAAUGUGCAGUUUUAAAAGACCUAGCUGUUCCAUUACGUGGGUAAAAUCUAUGUAUCUUGUAUAGUGUGGUAUGCCAUGGUCCGUAUCUUGAAAUGAGCUAAGAAAAUACAUACAGUAUAACACGGAUAGUUCGAUUUACAUCAAGACAGGCCUCGGUAGUUCGAGGUCGAGGGGUUCGUAGUUCAAGGGAUAUCUUACAAAGAUAAAGAGGAAGAAAAAAUGAGACAGCAGGUACAGUUUGUCGGAUGAGUGAUUUUGAGUCGUCUGUGUUCGACCUAUCUGUGUUAUACUGUUUAAUAUAUUCUGUUAUGUACAUUGCUAUUUCAUAAGUUAUGUGGAUGAGAUAUGGUGUACGGGACUGACAGUUCAGAGGUUGAGUAGUCAGUCACAAAGAAAAGGGGGCAACUUCUGGUUACUUCCAGCUGGUGCUUUGUGAGGACAGGUGGCAAGUUGUAAUGUAAGGUUUCUGAGUUUGUUUCGUUGUAUAGAAUUUUUUGAUUCACUUCUGUUCAUUUUUGUAAAAAGAAAAAAAAAGCCAACAAAAAAGAAUUCAGUGAUGUCAUGUUUUGAAGUCGUGAAUAAAGUACAAAAAGAUCCUGAAA